Perca fluviatilis (European perch) is the source of this 2036-nucleotide messenger RNA. It is a transcript of the gene siah1, whose product is annotated as siah E3 ubiquitin protein ligase 1. NCBI's taxonomy places the organism in Eukaryota, Metazoa, Chordata, Actinopteri, Perciformes, Percidae. The record is from RefSeq and is a predicted model, not a curated record. Gene Ontology annotation, biological process: proteasome-mediated ubiquitin-dependent protein catabolic process; multicellular organism development. Gene Ontology annotation, cellular component: cytoplasm. The transcript is spliced from 4 exons. Gene Ontology annotation, molecular function: ubiquitin conjugating enzyme binding; ubiquitin protein ligase activity; zinc ion binding. The coding region runs from base 878 to 1726 and encodes 282 amino acids.
CUGCAGAGCUCUGACUUGUUGCUGGGACAAUAAUAGUCAUGUUGCACAUGGUAGGCUCAGACCAUAAAGAGACAGCCAGAUAGGAUACAGACAUGUUCUGUGCUCAUUCCACAUACAGUAUAGUAGCAUAGAAAGAUGGUAUAUACCCCCUUAAGAGUCCAGAUGCUCCAAAUGAAAUCCAAAUGCCUGCAGUUACCAGUGUCUAAACUCUCCAAAGAACAGCCAAAUUGGUUUGAAGCACUGCUGUACAGCAGUUAGACAAAUGGAGAGGUGUAGGUAGGAUGACUAGUCUACAGAGUUUGAGACAAGUGGGUAACCGCACUGGAUGCUUCUGUAAGGCAGUAAAGCUGUUUGGUGUUUGUAUAUUUGAUUUUACAUGUAUACGCUUACGGAAUCCAUGACAUGCGUAGUAAUACAGUCACAAUGCACAUUUGAUCACAGAGAUUGCAUACUUUAUUCAGAAAUGUGUGCGUUAUUGUUGAUGGCUAAAGAUGCAGUGUAUGGCCCACACACAGUGGAAUGUGGCUCUGCUUCUAUCGCUGAGCGCUACAAAGCGAAGCGAGUGGCACUGACAAGGUUAGAUUAGCUUAGCAAGUACCUGCAUGUCACCAUGUAAACUGAAAAGUGCAACUGGUGAAGGCAAACAAGGAGGAAAGUUAUAUUUCAUGCAGCACAAUAUUUGUUUGAGGGCCACAUUGAAAUGGCAAUCUCUCACCUGAUGAUGAUGGCGAUGAUGAUGAUGGCGAUGAUGAUGAUGAAAGCUUGUUCACCUGAUGACAAAACAAAAACCAUAUUGACACCAGAAGUGGUUACAACUAGAGUGAGCUAGUAAACAUUACUACAGUACAAUAUAUAUUCACCAAGGUAAAAACAAGAAAUGAGUCGCCAGACUGCCACCGCGCUGCCCACAGGAACCUCCAAGUGCCCCCCCUCCCAGCGCGUGCCCACCCUGUCAGGCACCACUGCCUCCAACAGCGACCUGGCCAGCCUGUUUGAGUGCCCUGUCUGUUUCGACUAUGUCCUACCCCCCAUCCUGCAGUGCCAGUCUGGACACCUGGUAUGCUCCAACUGCCGGCCCAAGCUCACCUGCUGCCCCACCUGCCGAGGCCCCCUGGGCUCCAUCAGGAACCUGGCCAUGGAGAAGGUGGCCAACUCUGUCCUCUUCCCCUGCAAGUACGCCUCAUCGGGCUGCGAAGUCACGCUGCCUCACACCGACAAGACGGAGCACGAAGAGCUGUGCGAGUUUCGGCCGUACUCGUGCCCAUGCCCCGGCGCCUCCUGCAAGUGGCAGGGCUCCCUGGACGCCGUAAUGCCUCAUCUGAUGCACCAGCACAAGUCCAUCACCACGCUGCAGGGGGAGGACAUUGUGUUCCUGGCCACGGACAUCAACCUGCCGGGCGCCGUGGACUGGGUGAUGAUGCAGUCGUGUUUCGGCUUCCACUUCAUGCUGGUGCUGGAGAAGCAGGAGAAGUACGACGGCCACCAGCAGUUCUUCGCCAUCGUGCAGCUCAUCGGCACGCGCAAGCAGGCGGAGAACUUCGCCUACCGGCUGGAGCUCAACGGGCACCGGCGCCGCCUGACCUGGGAGGCCACGCCGCGCUCCAUCCACGAGGGCAUCGCCACGGCCAUCAUGAACAGCGACUGCCUCGUGUUCGACACGUCCAUCGCACAGCUGUUCGCCGAGAACGGCAACCUGGGCAUCAACGUCACCAUCUCCAUGUGCUAGGAACUUUUGAAGAAAAAGAGGGUCAAAAAAGUAACAGAUGGUCAGGGGGCAUUUUUUUAAGGGGGUCAAAUCCGUUGUGACCUCACAGCGCCUCCCACCCCACCCCCCCACCCCCCCUCUCUGCCUCACCCCUUGAGACGUGGAACUGGACUGUCUGAUCGGGCAGCCGUGGAGCCCCAGGGGGUGGGAUGGAUGGAUGGAUGGAUGGAUGAGUGGAAGGAUGGAUGGAUGAGUGAGUGAGUGGAAGGAUGAGUGGAGGAAUGAAUAAACCCAAGAACAUAACUGUGUAGUGAUGGCUAUAGACUUCUAA